Loa loa (African eye worm) is the source of this 2712-nucleotide messenger RNA. RefSeq names its product CBR-NHR-88 protein, variant. The transcript has 8 exons. Lineage: Eukaryota; Metazoa; Nematoda; Chromadorea; Rhabditida; Onchocercidae. Gene Ontology annotation, molecular function: sequence-specific DNA binding; zinc ion binding; DNA-binding transcription factor activity. Bases 1268 to 2329 code for a protein of 353 amino acids. The record is from RefSeq and is a predicted model, not a curated record. Gene Ontology annotation, biological process: regulation of DNA-templated transcription.
GACUUGCAUAUCUCUCCCUCUUUCCCCCGUUGUCGUCCUUAUUUUCCAGUUUCACGAUUCCGGGACGGUUCCGGGUCACUUGGAAUAUGAACGUCCCCCUUCCCCUCACCAAUAAUGAGUUGUGAUCUAGUUCAUAAAGGUGAACAAUAAAAAUCCUCACUCUCAUUAUUGCGUCAACCUUAACAUCACAGUUCCCUUUCUUGCUGAUUUCUCUUCGAGUCCAAUUUACGAUUUUUACUUUCCUUUUUCACUAGAAUGAUGUUGCUGUCUUGACAUUAUGAUGGAAUAGUCCUCAGCUGAGACAACAAAAAGGGAACAGACCAGACAAUUUACUGAUUAACAGGACAGCACUCUUCAGUGUCCUUGAUGAGAGGAUGACCUUUCGUCUUUUUUCUCAGACCCUCCUACGCCAUUGAUCUUACAACUUUUGAAUUUCAACUGAUUACUAACUAUCCUUAGACUCGUUCUUUCACUGAAUUGUUCCACAUUUUUGAUGUCAUCGGAUAAUUCAAAGGUUUCACGGAAAUAUGCAAUCAGAUAGCUGGUACUGAAUAUAUAUUUAGUUAAGCUGUGCAGUUUUUUUGGAAGAGAUCGGAAGGAAAGGUUUCUGGAAUUUUGUAAGUUGCCAAGUAAAACGUUCCAUUAAUUGCUUUACAUAUUUGGAAUCGGGUUUCUGUGAGCGUAUUUGAUACAGAAGUAUACGCAUUGUGCAUGUAAUUUGCUUUUUAAAUAUGUCGUGGUCGCUACAUCUUUUGGACCAAUAUUACAUAAACAAGAAAUUUACAUACACAGUGACAGUGAGAAAUCUGUCUUGAGAGCGCUCUUGCUCCCGGUAGCUGUAAUAAAUGAUGUGCAUUUAGACUGUUGAUUGUGAUUAGUUUUCGACGAAGUUCUUUAUAAUAUUUGCGUUAGAUGUGAAGGACCAUAUCUGUAAAUAUUGAUGUGAAAGACGCGGAGAACAUAUCUUUUGAUUUUUAACCAUGUACGGUUAUUUUUCAAAAAUAUAAGGAGUUUAAAUUUCUUGAAAGCUUCACUGAGAGAAAUUUUUCAAGCACUGAGCGCUGAAUUUUCCAGUUCGGUUUGCCAUGAUGAAGCAAGUGGUCGGCAUUAUGGUGUUACUGCAUGUUUCGGUUGCAAGGGUUUCUUUCGUAGAACGGUUCGUGCUGGGAAAAAUUACGUGUGUCGUUAUGAACAGAAGUGUAGAAUUGAUAAAGCUGGUCGUAACGUUUGUCGAUCUUGCCGUUUCCAGAAGUGCCUUCAGGUAGGAAUGGAACCUGACGCAAUUCGUCCCGAUCGUGAUAAAACUGGCAGACAGAAAAAUCCACGCAGAGGUGGCUGUGAAAACGGUACCACCAAGAUGUCAGCAAAUUCUAUAUGCGGGGAAUUGCCAUGCGUUACAUCCGAAAAAGACAACGUUGUGAGUGAUGAUGCUCGAACUUGCACCGUAUCCUUUUGCAUGAAUAGCGCCUCAGGUCAUCCAAAAUGUUCUGUACCCGUUGGCGAUGAGUCUGUCUUGGCAACACUUUGUGAAAUCGAGCAUAUAUGCAAUCAGCUUCGUGACGCUCAUCCAGUUAUAACAAAGACUUCCAUCACCCUCAUUGAUGCUGUUUUGCGUCCUUCACUCAUCGUUUCACGAUCUCCGCUGAUAUUCGAUGGGUCUUUGGGUCUUGCUGGCUGCAAAGAAUAUUUUGAAAAUCUGAGGCGUCUCAUUGUAUUGCUUUUUGAUUAUGCCAAUACACUUAAGCCAAUCGCCGAUCUCACACCUAGUGAAAAGAUAUCGAUAAUUCAUAACUGUGUGUCACAAUUUGCGCUUCUUGUUGUUGCAUACCACACUGUGCGUAAUACUGAGAUGGUCAGCAGUACAAUUUUACUACCUAGUGGGCAUUAUUUCCAUCGUGAAAAACCUGUUAUUAUCAUUGAACAGUGUGAAGACAAACAAAUCAUAUUGUUGGAAUCCCGAAUUGAGAUUGUAAAGAAAAACAUUCUGGAUGUUGUUUUGAGUCCAAUGCGACGUUUGGGAUUUACCGAAAUUGAAAUGGUUGCACUGAAAGCGAUAAUUGCACUGGAUCCGAGUGCUGCAAAUCUUACGCCUCAUUCUGCAUCCUUAUUGGCUGUAGCUCGUGGUUCUGUCCAGAAUGCACUUUAUGCUCAUCUCAGUAGUCGUCUUUCACCAGCUGAGGCGACCUCUCGCUUUGGCAACCUUUUGCUUUUGAUUGCUGGUCUUUCCAAAAUGGGUGCGGCAUUGUGUGGCAUGAUGCAGUUAUGUCGUGACCUUUCAAUGAAUAUUGAUCCGGUAGUUGAUGGACUAUUUUUUAACGACUCUUGUUGAUUUACAGCACUUCGCUACUGAAUACUAAGUGAUCUGGUCAGUUUACUGCCAAGCCCAAACAGGAUCUCUUCUACGGCUCAUGUCUUGUCGACAUGCUCACUUUAAUUAAUUCAAUAUUUUUUCGAAUGUGCUUUCAAAUUCAAUGUUGAUUUCGUAUGAUGUCAUGCGAAGUAAUGUGGUCUCUCUGUGCCUUAGAAGUUGAUAUGACGCAUAAUGUUAAUCAUGCUUUCUGUUAUCAGUUGCAAAAUAUUUCCCUGGGAAGUAAGCAGAUCAUCUCUUGAACAUUAUGCACCGUGUUUUUGAAGGAAAUUACUGACUUCACUGUUUUGUUGUUUUAUCUUGGGUCAUUCAAAUACUGAGUCUUUCGAUUUGUGAUACGGUGC